GGCCACGACCUCAGACUGUCACUGAGGUCAGAUCUUUCUUAGGAAUGUGCGGCUACUAUAGGAACUUCAUAAAGAACUAUUCUACACUCGCUUCUCCUUUGACAGAUCUCACUUGACUUGACACACCGUGGGACUGGAGUCAUGAGUGCGAAGGUGCUUUCAAGCGACUGAAGCAUCCACUCAUGAAUCAUGAGGUUCUCAUGGUUCUCGAUCCUCAUAAGCCAUUCAUAGUGACCACUGACGCAAGCCAAUACGGCAUUGGCGCAGUGCUGGCUCAACAGGAUGGGAAAAAGUUGAGACCGAUUGAGUACAUGAGCAAGAAGAUGCCAUCAAAGAAACUGGCGAAGUCCACCUAUGAAAGGGAACUCUUCGCUCUAUAUAAAGCACUUGUCCAUUGGAGACACUUCCUAUUGGGAAGGUUCUUCUGCUUGAGGACUGAUCAUCAGACCCUCAAAUGGAUCAAGACUCAACCGGCUCUUUCUGACGCACUCAAGCGAUGGAUUGAGGUCAUAGACCAAUAUGACUUCAAGCUUGAGUAUCUGAAGGGAGAGUACAACAAGGUUGCAGAUGCGCUAUCACGUAGGGCAGACUACCUAGAGGUGAGGUUGGCAAGGGCGGAUGUGAGGUGGGCGGAGGUGAGCGUAGGUGGAGGCGGGAGCGGAGGAGAACUGGCGGGGGAAUGCCGAGGGAGAAGUGGCAGAGGCAGAUGUGAGGUGGGCGGAGGUGAGCGUAGGUGGAGGCCGGAGCGGAUGAGGACUGGCGGGGGAAUGCCGAGGGAGAAGUGGCAGAGGAAUCCCAAGGGGAGGGGACCGGCGGGCGGAGGCGGAGGCGAGGUGGCCCCAAGCGGAGAAGAGGUGGGUGGAGGCAGGGAGGAGAUGGUGGGCGAUGGCGGCGGCGGAGGGGAGGUGGGCGAAGUCGGAGAGGAGAUGGCAGGAGGAGGCGGAGGGGAGGUGGGCGGAAGUACAGGCGAGGUGGGCGGAGGUGGAGGCGAGGUGGGCGGAAGUACAGGCGAGGUGGGCGGAGGUGGAGGCGAGGUGGGCGCCGGGUGGAGAAGAGGUUGGCGGAGUCAGAGAGGAGAUGGUGGGCGGAGGCCAAGAGGAGAUGGUAGGAGUGGCGGAGGGGAGAUGGUUGGAGGAGGCGGAGGUGGGGGGCGGCAGAAGGCGGGAGCGGGUGGCGGAGUCGAGGUGGGCAGGCGGGAGGCGCCGUUCCAGGCCGCCCGCGGUCCUACUGGCCCGACGGUCCGGAUUUCCACGCGAUCUUGAAGUCUUAAGAUCGCGUGACAGUCCAGGCCGUCCGGCAAAGCGGAUGGUCUGGAUCGCCGCGCGAUCUUAAAGUCUUAAAGUCUUAAGCCGCGAAUAGC
Molecule: messenger RNA, 1360 nt
Organism: Chara braunii
Lineage: Eukaryota; Viridiplantae; Streptophyta; Charophyceae; Charales; Characeae
Source: the annotation of a GenBank genome assembly